Messenger RNA from Lolium rigidum, 399 nucleotides. RefSeq names its product small polypeptide DEVIL 11-like. The record is from RefSeq and is a predicted model, not a curated record. The transcript has a single exon. Bases 1 to 225 code for a protein of 74 amino acids. Lineage: Eukaryota; Viridiplantae; Streptophyta; Magnoliopsida; Poales; Poaceae. Gene Ontology annotation, biological process: negative regulation of cell population proliferation.
AUGGAGAUGUGCCUGGAUGACCAGUGGAAGCUGUCCAAGAAGGGGAACCGGAGGUCGGCGGCAGUGACGCCGGCGGCGUCCAGUCCAGUGGGCCUCAAGGGCCGGACAUCGAAGGGCUCGGGCAGGUCGGUGCCAGGGCGGCUGGCGAGCAUGGCCAGGGAGCAGAAGGCCAGAUUCUACAUCAUGCGGCGGUGCGUCACCAUGCUCGUGUGCUGGCGCGACUAGCCAACCCAGCCCCGGGGGCUUGCUGUGUUCUUUGGUUUGAGAGUCAGAGGUAGAAGAAACUAAGAGAUGCGCCUGAAUUUCCAUGGUCAUCCUUGGUUUGGUAGAUAGAUAUCGUAGACGAUACCAUGUGUCACAACAGGGCAGCUGCCACUGAUGAUGUACUAUCAUCCUUAG